CCUUUUAUUCUGAAGGGUCCGGCGGAAGUGGAGAAUGCUGACAUGAGUAGCCGAUGAUUGGGUUUAAGAUAGUAAAAGUCUCGGUUCGGAAGGAGAAGCGGGUUCUGUUAGACCGUUUUCAGAGUUCGGCUACAUCGGUCAGCUGUUAGCUCUGUUAGCUGCUGUCCGGGAAGAACACUCAGUUCCUGUUCUAUUAGCAGGGCAGCUAACUAACUAACUAACUAUUAGCCUGAGUUAGCAGCUAGCAGUUAGCUCCGCUGAUGCCGGCGAUGCUGGAGAGAAACCCGGAUGCUCCGGGGAAGAGGAGAGGCCGAGCCCCGGCGGGCCUGUCCUCUUCCCCGGGACCCGGAGGGCCCGGGGGGAAGAGUCUGUCCGGGAACGGAACCGGCACCAACAACUGCUGGGAAGAGGGAAGCUCCGGGUCCAGCAGCGACGAGGAGCAUGGUGGAGGAGGGAUGCGGGUCGGAGCUCAGUACCAGGCCGUGGUUCCAGACUUUGACCCAGAUGUAGCCCAGGCGGCUCAGCGCAGAGACAACCUGGGCAUGUUGGUCUGGAUCCCCAGCAGCUGUCUGAACCAGACUCAGGUGGACGAGUACAUCGCCCUGGCCAAAGAGAAACACGGAUACAACAUGGAGCAGGCUCUGGGGAUGCUCUUCUGGCAUAAACACAACAUAGAGAAGUCUCUGGCCGACCUGCCUAACUUCACCCCGUUCCCUGACGAGUGGACCGUGGAGGACCGCGUCCUGUUUGAGCAAGCCUUCAGCUUCCACGGGAAGAGCUUCCACCGCAUCCAGCAGAUGUUACCUGAUAAGUCCAUGGCCAGUCUGGUCCGCUUCUAUUACUCGUGGAAGAAGAGUCGCAGUAAAACCAGUCUGAUGGACCGACAGACCCGAAAACACAAGAGAGAGAGAGACAGUGAUGAUGACGUGGAAGACAGAAACAUGAGCCCUCCCAGUGACUCAGAGUUACCCCCGAAUAAAGACGACAAGAAGGAGGUGAGUUGUGGAUCGGAGAGGUCAGAGGUCAAACCAGCUGCUGGACUCAAGACGGGCAGUAAGGCGUCCCAGCGGCUGAAGAAGCGCCCCCCCAGAGGGAUGUUCCUGAACCAGCAGGACGUGGUUUCUCUCUCGUCCUCAUCUGCUCAGGGAGUCAUCAGACACCUGGACUGUCAGCUGGUGUCCAUCAAGAGACAGAUUCAGACCAUCAAACAGUCCAACAGUUCUCUGAAGGAGAAAAUCAGCUCAGGAGUAGACGAGUUCAGACAGCCCGAGGCGAAUCAGAAGUUUAACAAUCGUUGGACCACAGAGGAGCAGCUGCUCGCUGUACAAGCCAUCAGGAAGUAUGGGCGGGACUUCCAGGCGAUCUCAGACGUGAUUGGUAACAAGUCUGUGGUGCAGGUGAAGAACUUCCUGGUGAACUACAGACGGAGGUUCAACCUGGACGAGGUUCUGCAGGAGUGGGAGGCGGAGCACGGGAUGGAGGGGGGGGGCGGUGGGGAGGGGGGGGACGGGGGGGACAAGAUGGAGGACAAGAUGGAGGAGUGUCCCGCUGAAGACGACGAUGGCUCUGCCAAGGACACAAAGGAGGACUCCGAUUCCCAGAAGCCCCUGGCCUCCUGACUCUCUGACUCCGCCCCUCUGCUUUUAUGACAUAACUUUUAGUUUAUUAUAUUUUAUUUUUAGUGUGUUGGACUUUAAACGGUUUGAUCCCGCCUCCCUGCUCUCUCUGGACGAAUCAGAAAUCGGACCUGCCAGUCAAAGUGGGCGGGGCCUGAUGUUUUUUUCAUUCUAAUGUUUUUAAUCUUCUGUCUGUGUGUUUGUUGGGGUGGCGGCCAUGUUGGAUGAUGUCACUCAGGGAGGGGGGGGGGGUGACUGUAAAACCAAAGGUCAUCAAUAAAUGAAUUUCUUCUUCA
This is a messenger RNA of Sander lucioperca (pikeperch), 1912 nucleotides long. It is a transcript of the gene rcor1, whose product is annotated as REST corepressor 1. Gene Ontology annotation, molecular function: transcription corepressor activity. The transcript is spliced from 13 exons. Gene Ontology annotation, biological process: regulation of transcription by RNA polymerase II; negative regulation of DNA-templated transcription. Gene Ontology annotation, cellular component: histone deacetylase complex; transcription regulator complex. Bases 261 to 1619 code for a protein of 452 amino acids. Lineage: Eukaryota; Metazoa; Chordata; Actinopteri; Perciformes; Percidae. The record is from RefSeq and is a predicted model, not a curated record.